AAAAUACACCCAUCCACAUCUACCGCUCAGACAAUCAACUGAUAAUAUCAAUUCUUUUUCACAAAUCACAACUUUGUUCUUUAUCAUUUCCAAAUGGAUACUGCCGGAAAAGCGAAAAAGGGUGCCGGCGGCAGAAAGGUUGGCGGCCAAUCGAAGAAGCCGGUUUCCCGGUCCGUCAAAGCCGGUCUUCAAUUCCCGGUCGGUAGAAUUGGUCGUUACCUGAAGAAGGGUCGUUAUGCUCAACGUGUUGGAAGUGGUGCUCCGGUUUAUUUGGCUGCUGUUCUUGAGUAUUUGGCCGCUGAAGUGCUGGAAUUGGCUGGGAAUGCAGCGCGUGACAACAAGAAGAACAGAAUUAUUCCAAGGCAUGUUCUGUUGGCUGUGAGGAACGAUGAAGAGCUAGGGAAGCUUCUUGCGGGUGUGACCAUUGCUCAUGGCGGUGUUCUUCCAAAUAUCAACCCGAUUUUGUUGCCUAAGAAAACUGGUGCUGAAAAGGAACCGAAAUCUCCUGCUAAGGCCACAAAAUCUCCAAGGAAAGCCGCAGCUUAGAGUUUUUUUUAGUGACUGUUGAAACUGAAACUUCUGUUAGUUUAUUUCCCCUUUGUAUGUAAUGUUGGUGAGGGAAUUUGAGAAGAAUAUAGUUGUUAUUCUGAACUUGGUGGUAGUUGUUCCUCAUAGUCAAAUCAAUGAAACCCCUUGUUUCUACCUACGGUGUUUUCAAUC
Molecule: messenger RNA, 720 nt
Organism: Nicotiana tabacum (common tobacco)
Lineage: Eukaryota; Viridiplantae; Streptophyta; Magnoliopsida; Solanales; Solanaceae
Product: histone H2A
Cellular component (GO): nucleosome
Molecular function (GO): structural constituent of chromatin; protein heterodimerization activity; DNA binding
Source: RefSeq, a predicted model, not a curated record